ACGACGGAGAUAGAGACGACGGGCGACCCAACGCGCGACGCCUCUUGCCAACGGAAGCGUCGCUCUGUCUGGCGUCGCGCUCGCUCCUCUUAUAAUAGUCCUCAGCCACGUGCUAUACCGCGUUCUCGAACGACCGAAAGACACGGGGAGAGCGCGAAGUUGCGCGACGAUCCGACGGCGAUUAUCGGAUUGGACGGACGUUAUCUGCCGCACCGCGUCGUUAUCUUCUCACCGAAGUGCGAAUAAAAUAUGUGUGUGUACGAAUGACAGCUCUCUCUCUCUCUCUCUCUCUCAGUCAGGUUGCUGAGGCGGACCGACCUCGUAGGCACGCGCUUCCGGUAGGUUCGCAAUGACAACUGACCGUAGCCCGGCUCGGAACCCCGGCUUUUAUAUGGGGAUAGAGGCGGCUGGCUGCUACGCUGCUGGACCCGACUGCGCGUCGCGUCGAAUCACACCGGCGCGCCGCGCCGCUCCCCGCUGCGGCGCGCCGGGCCACCGCGCAGGGGUUAAUCGAAGAGAACUUGUGUCGUCCGGUGUGUUACCUCGCGCUCGGGUCGCGGUGGGUGUAGCGGCCGCAGCAAAUCGCGCUCUCCGUCGCCGAAAGGUGUGCGAGGCGACGCCACACGUGUGGGUGCGUCAUCCUCCUCGUCUCCGUCGCCUCCUCGUCGCGCCGCGUCGAACCAUGCCGUGGCGAACCGUGGCGAACCGAACCGCGAUAGAUACCACCACCAUCGCCAUCACCACCACCACCACCGCCACCACCACCACCAUCGCCGUCACCACCACCAUCGCCACUGCAAAAGUCGUCAUCCGUUGCGCCGCUACUGCGUUGCUAUUCGUUGCACGAGGGCAGACGAGCCCAGAGAGAGGGAGAGAGAUUGAUCUUGUUUUGGAAUGGAGCGAAUGAGCGUUUGAUUCAACGGGAAAACAGGAUCGCUCGGUUUCUCGGACAAAAAUAUUUUUACGUCGAAUAACUUAUUUCUUUUGUGUUUUCACUCAAACAUCGUAAUAUGGUUGAAACAAGCAAUAAACUGUUUGAAAGU
This is a messenger RNA of Dinoponera quadriceps, 1043 nucleotides long. RefSeq lists its product as uncharacterized. The record is from RefSeq and is a predicted model, not a curated record. The coding region runs from base 350 to 907 and encodes 185 amino acids. NCBI's taxonomy places the organism in Eukaryota, Metazoa, Arthropoda, Insecta, Hymenoptera, Formicidae. The transcript is spliced from 2 exons.